Molecule: messenger RNA, 1874 nt
Organism: Cynocephalus volans (Philippine flying lemur)
Lineage: Eukaryota; Metazoa; Chordata; Mammalia; Dermoptera; Cynocephalidae
Gene: ATP5F1A
Product: ATP synthase F1 subunit alpha
Exons: 12
Coding region: 76-1737 (553 amino acids)
Biological process (GO): proton transmembrane transport; proton motive force-driven ATP synthesis
Molecular function (GO): proton-transporting ATP synthase activity, rotational mechanism; ADP binding; ATP binding
Source: RefSeq, a predicted model, not a curated record
GCCGCUCGGCCAUUUUGUCCCAGUCAGUCCGGAGGUUGCGGCUGUGGAGGAGCUAACCGAGGAGGAGUUGCAAAGAUGCUGUCCGUGCGCGUCGCCGCGGCCGUGGCCCGCGCCCUUCCUCGGCGGGCCGGGCUGGUCUCCAAAAAUGCUUUGGGAUCAUCCUUCAUUGCUACAAGGAACCUCCAUGCCUCUAACCCUCGUCUUCAGAAGACUGGCACUGCUGAGGUGUCCUCUAUUCUUGAAGAGCGUAUUCUUGGAGCUGAUACCUCUGUUGACCUUGAAGAAACUGGGCGUGUCUUAAGUAUUGGUGAUGGUAUUGCCCGAGUACAUGGGCUGAGGAAUGUACAAGCAGAAGAAAUGGUCGAGUUUUCUUCCGGCUUAAAGGGUAUGUCUCUGAACUUGGAACCUGACAAUGUUGGUGUUGUCGUGUUUGGAAAUGAUAAACUAAUUAAGGAAGGAGAUAUUGUGAAGAGGACAGGAGCCAUUGUGGAUGUUCCAGUUGGCGAGGAGCUAUUGGGUCGUGUAGUAGAUGCCCUUGGUAAUGCCAUUGAUGGAAAGGGUCCAAUUGGUUCCAAGACUCGUAGGCGAGUUGGCCUGAAAGCCCCUGGAAUCAUUCCUCGAAUCUCUGUGCGGGAACCAAUGCAGACUGGCAUUAAGGCUGUAGAUAGCUUGGUGCCAAUUGGUCGUGGUCAGCGUGAGCUGAUUAUUGGUGACAGACAGACUGGGAAAACAUCGAUUGCUAUUGACACAAUCAUUAACCAGAAACGUUUCAAUGAUGGAUCUGAUGAAAAGAAGAAGCUGUACUGUAUCUAUGUUGCUAUUGGUCAGAAGAGAUCCACUGUUGCCCAGUUGGUGAAGAGACUUACAGAUGCAGAUGCCAUGAAGUACACCAUUGUUGUGUCAGCUACUGCUUCUGAUGCUGCCCCACUUCAGUACCUGGCUCCUUAUUCUGGCUGUUCUAUGGGAGAGUAUUUUAGAGAUAAUGGCAAACAUGCAUUGAUCAUCUAUGACGACUUAUCCAAACAGGCUGUUGCUUACCGUCAGAUGUCUCUGUUGCUCCGCCGACCCCCUGGCCGUGAGGCGUAUCCUGGUGAUGUGUUCUACCUACACUCCCGGCUGCUAGAGAGAGCAGCCAAAAUGAAUGAUGCUUUUGGUGGUGGUUCCUUGACUGCCUUACCAGUCAUAGAAACACAGGCUGGUGAUGUGUCUGCUUAUAUUCCAACGAAUGUCAUUUCUAUCACUGAUGGACAGAUCUUCUUGGAAACAGAAUUGUUCUAUAAAGGUAUCCGCCCCGCCAUUAAUGUUGGUUUAUCUGUGUCCCGUGUCGGAUCUGCUGCCCAAACCAGGGCUAUGAAGCAGGUGGCAGGUACCAUGAAGCUGGAAUUGGCUCAGUAUCGUGAGGUUGCUGCUUUUGCCCAGUUCGGUUCUGACCUCGAUGCUGCCACUCAACAACUGUUGAGUCGUGGUGUGCGUCUGACUGAGUUGCUGAAGCAAGGACAGUAUUCUCCUAUGGCGAUUGAAGAACAAGUGGCUGUUAUCUAUGCAGGUGUAAGGGGGUAUCUUGAUAAACUGGAGCCCAGCAAGAUCACAAAGUUUGAGAAUGCUUUCUUGACACAUGUUGUCAGCCAGCACCAAGCCCUGUUGGGCAAUAUCAGGGCUGAUGGAAAGAUUUCUGAAGAGUCAGAUGCAAAGCUGAAAGAGAUUGUAACAAAUUUCUUGGCUGGAUUUGAAGCCUAAAUGCCUAUGGAUUUACAUCACAUACUGGUUUGGUUUUGUCAUCAUUUCUUCUAGUAAAUCAGUUUCAUUUGUAAAAGAAUUACUCCCAAACUCCUGAUGUACAGAAAUCAUAUUAAAAAUAAAAGCUCGGUAUCGUG